UUCUAUUUCUUUAACAUAUUAAAAGAAACUCAGAAGAAUAUUAUUAAUUAUAAAUGUCAAAAGCUUUAGCAAAGUUUACCUCUCUACAUGACGAUACUGCAAAGGACUUCAGUAUCACAGAUAUUGAUGUCACUAUCGGUAGGAAGAAAGUGUGUGGGCACAGAAUCGCAAAUACCAAGAUCAGUGGAGUCCACUGCCAAGUUCAACUUGAUAAAGAGACAGGAGUGUUUACCAUCAUUGAUAAGUCCACCAAUGGCACCUUUGUAAAUGACAAACGUAUUGGGAAAGACGAGCCUUCCACCCUUCAUAACGGCGAUAAGGUUUAUUUACUAAAUGAUGAGAACGAAGAUGAGAAAAUCGGCUUCAUUUUUGUAGCAACUUAUGAGAAACCUAGCAGCAAAGUCGGCAAGAAGAGAAAGAGAAAUCAAAUGGAAGGAUCAGAAGAGGAAAAAGAAAGUAAUACUAAUAAGAAAGCCAAGAAGAAGAACAAUUCUGCUGCUGUGCAGCAGAUGAAAUGCUCCUUUUGUCUUGAGAUUAUGUAUAAGCCUGUCUGUCUCAUCCCAUGCCUCCACAAUUUUUGUGGAGGAUGUUAUGCAGACUGGAUGGUUAAAAAUGGGAACUGUCCUGAAUGCAGGGACAAAGUAAAAUCCAUUAAGAGGAACCAUCUAAUAAAUUCUAUGAUUGAUGCUCACUUAAAGGAAAAUCCUGAUCAAACAAAGAAUGAUGACACAAAGCUAGUUCAGGAUGACAGUGAUUGCUUCACUAACGCAGUGGUAACCAUUACUGCUGCUAAGAAACUCAAGAAGGAGCAUGACAAAAAGAUUGCUGAAGAAAAGAAGAAGAGGAAGAAAACUCCUAACAAAUCCCUUAAGAAAAGUAAGGAAGAGAACAAAGAAGAAAGUAAAGAAGAAAAUAAAAAAGAGGAGGAGAAAAAGGAAGAAUCUAAGGGAAGAGCCAGAGCUUUCAGACCCAAAUGUAAAAAUUGUGAAAAGAGUAUCAAUGGGUUUCAAUGUGAUGAAAAUACAAGACAUGUGGUAUGCACAGCAUGUAAAGUAGCAUUCCCAUUAACUGGAAAGCCAGGCAUUCAGCCUCAGUGUAUAUGUUGUAAGAACUAUUUCUGCCAUCAACAUUGGCCUUGUAGGAGACAGACUACUAAUAAGGUAUCCUCCCUAGAGACCUUCCCAUUCGUAGGAAUUCCUCAGGAUGCAUUGAGUAAGAACUCAUAUGAGCAGACUGUUCUUAAAGAUUUUGUCAGAGGCAAUAGAUUCACCAAUAUUCAGUUUAAGAAUGACAUCUUUACAAGGAUGGAAGCUGACCAAAAUUGGGAUAUCACAGACGCUUUAGGAGUUAAGCAAACCUUAAGAAAGAACUCUUCCAUAUGAAGGACAUGAUUUCCAAACAUAUGGCAGCAGGCUAUUUAUUGGUAUAGAAAUAGCAUUACUGCUAUUUUGCCAAAUAAUGUGCAAGCAAGGGCAGAUUGCUGGUAUGGUCAUGAGUGUAGAACUCAGAUUCAUAAGUAUGCUCAUGCAGCGAAGCUAAAUCAUAUUUGCCAACCAAAAAGAUAAGGACAAUAAAUUUCAACUAUAUUGAUUUA
Moneuplotes crassus is the source of this 1594-nucleotide messenger RNA. The record is from the annotation of a GenBank genome assembly. NCBI's taxonomy places the organism in Eukaryota, Ciliophora, Spirotrichea, Euplotida, Euplotidae.